Messenger RNA from Rhinocladiella mackenziei CBS 650.93, 471 nucleotides. RefSeq lists its product as uncharacterized. The transcript has a single exon. Lineage: Eukaryota; Fungi; Ascomycota; Eurotiomycetes; Chaetothyriales; Herpotrichiellaceae. Gene Ontology annotation, cellular component: fungal-type vacuole; cellular bud neck. Bases 1 to 471 code for a protein of 156 amino acids. The record is from RefSeq and is a predicted model, not a curated record.
AUGGCCGCGGCAACCGACAGCAAACUCCCCACCCUUCCCGGCGGUUACAAUUAUCCUCCUCCCACUGUUCCUCCAAAGGCCGGCGCCCCUUACCUCGCAUCUUCUCAACUUCCAGAAAACUUCGUGUUCAUUAUUGUGGGUGCCGCUUUGGGUUUUGUGGCCCUACUCAUAUUUGCAUGGAGAAUUCUCAUGUCCUGGUCCAUCAAUCGCAGCUUUAAACGCGAUGCCAGUAGUGGUGUCGGAGUCGGCACCACCAGCUACACCCCUCUCCCAGACCUCAAGAAGAAUCCCACCUCACAGUCAGCACACGAUAUGGCCGAUCUGAAUAAACUACCAAAAUCAUUCUCAAGCGUGCCUAGUCUGUUCUUUUCUCCUACCGCCGAAGUUGCAAAGCAGUCUCAGCGUCCACUGAGUGGCCAACAUCUACCCGCUGGUCACUACCGUGACGCCGUGGAUUCCUACCGAAGAUGA